Molecule: messenger RNA, 1797 nt
Organism: Vigna umbellata (rice bean)
Lineage: Eukaryota; Viridiplantae; Streptophyta; Magnoliopsida; Fabales; Fabaceae
Source: RefSeq, a predicted model, not a curated record
AUGUUCCUUCUAUACCUUGUCAUGUCGAGCACGAAAUCAAAUGCAAAUUCUUUUGCUUUUCCGAUUAAUUCUUUUGAUUGCUUUCAGCCUUUCUCAGCUUUAUAUCAACACUUCUGUUCUGCCCUGCCCAUUGUCAAAGUCUUCGCUUUUGUUUCACGAUUUUACCUACUUUAGUUAACUGUCUUUUUAACCCUUUUUUUGGGGUCUGUGUCUGUCCACAGCCAGAACCCAUAUGUCAAUCAGUUUAUUUAUCACAGCCCUUGUCAAGUAAAAAAGAAAAUCCUUUUUUUUAAUUAUUGAUAGAAGCAUCUUUGUAGUCUUCCCCAAAGUUUUAAACUGCAGUUAAGAUUUUGGUGUUGUGGGAAAUUGAGAACAAUACCAGUCAAUAUAGCCAAAAUUGACGUUGCAGAUACUAAAAACCCUUGACAUUUUUCUAAUGUACAACACUUGGGUGGUAAACCGUUUUCUAAUAACCUUGGUCUUUUUGAAACUGAGUUGAAAGUUGAAACAAGUAAUUCAUGCUUCUAUAUGAAUGUGAUAGACUACUGAAAAUUGGUUUCUAUGUUUUCCAUUCAAUCAGGAAAAAGGGCUGUGGAGACUGAGUGCUACCCUUUGUUUUCACUCUGGGUGGUGUUCCAUUUUUAUGAGGAAUUUAAGCCUAUUAGUUUUAUUCCCUUGGCAGUUAGCACCAGAGAGUGGCAACCCUUGUUCCUGUUCCAUCCAUGUCAACCUCGAUAGGUUCAUCCCUUACAGAAGGACAAACGACUGCAGAAGAUCAAGUUCCAAAGAUUGAACUGCUAACAUGGACCGAUGAUGAGUAUGAUGGUGUUAUUGUGGAAAUGGACAAACCUAUGGAUUCUGCAACCUUUUUGUCUAUCCUCAGGGCUUCAAUUUCACACUGGAAACAGCUGGGCAAGAAGGGUGUUUGGAUAAAAUUGCCUAUUUAUCUGGUCAGUCUAGUUGAAGCUCUAGUUCAGGAAGGAUUUUGGUAUCACCAUGCAGAACGAAAAUAUUUAAUGCUUGUAUACUGGAUUCCUGCCUCUGCAGAUACUAUUCCAGCAAAUGCCACACACCGCGUGGGUGUCGGAUCAUUUGUCGUAAAUGAAAAACAAGAGGUCUUAGUGGUUCAAGAAAAGACUGGACAUUUUCAAGGAAGUGGAGUCUGGAAAUUCCCUACUGGCGUUGUUGAUCAGGGAGAAGAUAUUUGUGCAGCAGCAGUGAGAGAGGUCAAGGAAGAAACAGGAGUUGAUGCUGAAUUUGUGGAAGUAUUGGCAUUCAGACAAAGUCACAUGUCAUUCUUUGAGAAGUCAGAUCUUUUCUUUGUGUGCUUGCUGCGCCCUCUUUCUGCUGACAUUCAAGUACAGGAACUGGAGAUAGAGGCUGCAAAGUGGAUGCCAUUUGAUGAGUACGCAGCCCAGCCAAUCAUGGAAAAGUAUGAGCUUAUGAAGUACAUCAAUAAUAUAUACUUAGCAAAGAUAGAUGGGCAAUAUUCUGGAUUUACUCCUGUAUCUACUGCGCCAAACUUGUCUAAGAAAAAUAUCUAUCUUUAUUUGAAUGCUGGUGGCCUGAAGAAGAGCAAUUCUUUGUAAGCAUCGACAAAGAUUUACACAAUUACAAUGGAUUCAAUCUCAAAAACUCAUUAUUAUUUGAUUUAUUGUGUGAACAACAAUGCAGAUCUACAUUAGGCAAUUAUGUUUACAUUAGUUGAAUAAGAUUGUAAUAGUAAAAGAAUGAAAUUUAUUUAAGCCUGACUCAGUAAGUCUCUUAAUUCGAAAAACAAUUGCUGUGAUAAUGAAA